Molecule: messenger RNA, 6739 nt
Organism: Didymodactylos carnosus
Lineage: Eukaryota; Metazoa; Rotifera; Eurotatoria; Philodinida; Philodinidae
Source: the annotation of a GenBank genome assembly
UGAGGCUUUUACACGCAGAGAUCAUUUGGUAUAAAAGGCAGACGCUAGUGCAGUGUGUCUCAUUUACCUAUCAAUGUACGUUUUUUAAAAAUGAACAGUGUUUUAUUGUUACAUCAACUUGGAAUAUGCCGAUGAAAAGAUGCGAAACUGCGCUCAGUUAUUCUUGAGAAAAUGUAAACAGUUUUUUCACUCAAUAUGUUGCGGGCUGAUUUCUACAGUCCUUUCAUAUAAAUUCGUAUUUAUUACGGUAAAGAGGUAGAAAUACGUUCGACCCGCUUUAUCUGUUCGCCACACUUUCCAUGACAUAUUUCUAUGUCUUUUAAGAGCACUGUGGUAAAAGAUUGACAUUUUUUCUAUACACGACACUAUAAUAUUUUGUUUUCCAUUGUUUCAGAUGACUUUCGCAUUGUAUCCGAAAGCCAAAUGCAUUUUUCCAUUAAGCUUUACAUAGUUUAUACUAAAUCAUAUUUUUGUAAAUAAUCUAAAUAACAAUCAAAAAUCCUUAUGAAUUGAAAUCAAAAACAAAGAGUAAACAAUGAAAGCCCUGGAUAUUAAAACACAUUUAGAAGAGAAAUAUGCUUAUAUUAGUGGUACGGAGAAUUUUUGUUUUAACAUUGACUAAGGAGAUGAAUUUAAUUCUUAUAAAUUUGUUUGUUUAUUUAGGUGGCAUGGAUAAAAAAGGGUAUCCGUUAAUUACCUUUCCUUAUUCUGCUCCAAUUGAACGACUGAACGCUGAUGAAAUAAAAAAGAUCAUUACUUAUUUAGCAUCAAUUGCAAGCUCUGUAAAUGUCGAUCCAAAAUUUUCGUUUAUUAUUGAUAUGCGUGGUCGGACAUGGGAAGUUGGAAAAUCGAUAUUCAAAGCCUUACAGGAGAGUUUCCCAUAUAAAAUUGAACAUAUUUACAUUGUGAAACCAGAAAAUUUCUGGGAAAAACACAAAAUAUCAAUCGGAAUGUCAAAAUAUACUCAGUUAGAACAUACUAUUGAAUCUGUCGAAAGUUUGACACGCGAUAUCGAUCGAAAUCAAUUGACAAAUGAUCUGAACGGAACAUUUCAGUAUAAUCAUCAAAAUUGGUUGGAAUUUCGUCUGAAACUGGAAGCAUUUGUACUUUAUUCGAAAGAAACAUUACAAAGAUAUGAAUCAAAUUAUAAUGAAUUAAAUUUGUCUGAUCAAUCAUCAAAUGUUCGAACAGCUCAAGAUGCAAUUGAAUCCCACAUGACGAUCUUUAAAGAUAAAUUAUCUCGUAUAACAAUUGAUACUUUGAUUAAUGAAGGAAAAAGUUUAUUAAAUAUGCUUCGAACAUCAAUGGCAUCAACUAAUCCAGAGCAACAACAACAGCAAGAUAGUAAUGGAUCUAAAGCCAAUCAGCAUACAUUUGUGUUUGAUUAUUUUGAUGAAGCAAGAAAAAUAACAAUUGUUAUGGAUAAUUUGAGAUCAGCAAAAGAUCGAUGUUAUUUAUUAUGGCAUCAAAAAAAAGUACGAUUAGAACAAAAUUUACAAUUGAGGUUAUUUGAGCAAGAUUGUGAUAAGCUCUGUAACUGGAUUGGAGAAAGUCGUUUGAUUAUUCUUCGACGAUACACCGAUAUUGGUAACAGUUGUUUAGAAGCAAUGCAACAUUUAGCUGAGCAUGAACAAUUUACAAAAACAUGUUUGGGAAACGAAGCUGUGAUACGUCGUACACAAAAUGUUGGUGAGCGAUUAGUUUCAAGUGGUCAUUAUGGAACAAAUGCGAUUAAAACACAAAUGAAUCGUCUUAAUGAAGAAUGGAAGUCAUUGACAAUACUACUAGAAAAUCGUACAAAAAUAUUAACAGCAUCACUGCAAUUUCAUCAAAAAGCCGAUGAGUAUCUAAUUCAAGUUCCAGCAUGGAAACAUUUAUGCUCGUUAACAGAUGAUAUUAUAGCAAUACAAAAUAUUGAUCAACUAGAGUGUUUAUUACAACAACAUUAUCGUUUGUCCGAUAAUAUAUCUAAAAUUUAUGCCGAUAUAUGUAGUGAUGGAAAAGCAAUCAUUGAUUCUGUUGCACCACCACAAACAUCCGAUGAUCAGUUGGAUUUUCGAUCGAGUGCUCGACAUAUAUUAGAAAUUGUUCAAGAGAUUCUUUCAAAUCAUCGUCUACUUGAUUUUAAAUGGAAUCAACGACGAACAUAUUUACAACAGCGUAAAAGUCUACUAACAUUUGAAUAUGAUGUACAAGAAAUUUUUGACUGGCUCGAACGUCAUGGCGAUGUUUUUCUACAAAAAAAUGUCUCAAUUGGUCGGUCGUUACAUCGUGCAAAAGCAUUAUUAAAAACGCAUAGUAAUUUUGAAAGUGUAUUAGAAAAUACAAAAACAAAUGCUGAAAAACUGAUUGCUGCUGCCGAUGAAUUAUAUCGUGAACAACAUGAACAAAAACAAAUGUCAUCCUCAUCAUCGCCAACAAUAAUGGAUGAUAUAUUAGAUUUAGAAUUAACACAAGCAAAAAGUAAAAUAUAUGAACUAGCACAUAAUUUAGAUAAACGAAUGCAAGAAUUUGAUGAAAAAGUUCAAAAACGACGACAUAUAUUAGAUAUUAAUUUUUUAUUUCAUGAACAUAUUAAACAGUUUCAUAAUAAAGGAGGAUCGAUGAGGAAGUGUCAGGGAAAAAUUUCAUCCAGAGUUGACGGUGGACGAGGCGGCGACGGAACAGAAAGCUUACGGGGCGAUCCUCAUGAAAUAGAUUUUUCAAAACUUGGCGAGGUACGCGGCAAUGACGAGUUAACAUCAUGGCUUGAAGAAAUACGACCGGUUUGGGCUAAUGAUGAUCACUUGACAAUAAACGCGGUGAAUGUAGAUGAAAUUGAACAGAUGUUAGAUAAAUUAAUUGAACAACAUGAUGCAACAAUCGAUGCUUGUGCAACAACGGAACAAGAAGGACAAACGCUGCUCGACUAUUUAACAGAAAUAAAUACAAUGGAUUUAACGACCACGCAUCAACCAUGUUUUAUCCAUUUAGUUGAACUGAUUGAUUCGAUACGUUCAAAAACAAGUGAACUUGAAACAUUAUGGGAAAUACGAAAAUUACGUUUAGAAUUUUAUCUGCAAAAGAAAAAUUUUGAAAUUUCUGCCAAGGAGGUUUCUCAAUCAUUAGAAAUAUGGUUAGAAGAAUUAUUAAAAAUAAAUAAUGGGAGUAAUCAACAUUGUAUACCUGCUAUUUUACAAAAUUUGAUUACAUCAAAUAAAACUAAUAAUCAUUAUCAUACGUCUAUGUUAAAUAAAUCAACAAAAAUGGACGAUUGGUUACAAGUUCAAGAACAUAUUCAUACACGUGUUGCAGAAGUUGUACAACGUGGAAAAGAGUUAUUAAAUUUGAUGGAAUCAUCAGAAAUAAAAUUAAAAUUUGAUGAUAACUCAAAUAACAAUAAUAAUACUAAUAAUAAUAAUGAUGAUAAUAGUAGUAAUAAUAAUAAUAAUGCCAACCACGUACUAUUAUCAUCACAAGAACAAAUUCGCACACUAAUAAAUUAUAUGAAUGAAAGAGAAAAGAGAUUACAAGAAAUGGUCACACAACAACAAAAACAAUUUGCAUGGCGUACACAAAUGAUUAAAUUAGACAAAGAAGAAAUUGAGAUUUCAACUUUGGUCAAUAAUUUUGAAAUGAAAUUAUCUUCAAAUUUAUUAUUUGCAUCAUGUUUAAUUGAAGCGGAAAAAUUUGUCAAAGAUCGUGAAGAAAUUCAACGAUAUUUUGAUAAAGUACUCGAUAAAAUUGAUACAUUGCAUCAUAAAACAGAAAAAUUAGUAUCAUCCUUGACUGUUCUAUUAGCCGAAAAUGUUAAUGAUUUAGAAUCAAAAUCAUCAUCUUCAUUAUUAAUAUCUCCAAUUUUAUUUCCACAACAUACAGAACAACAACGACAAGUUUUAUUUACAAAAUUAGAAGAACUUAUACAACGAUUAAUAUCUCAACGUCAAACAAUUAUUCUCUAUCGUGACGAUCGAUUUCGUUUGUUAACUGUUCAAAUUAGUUUUUAUAAAUCAGCAGAACAGGUUUCAUCUACAUUAGAUGCUCUUGAUCGUGAUUAUCGUGCUGAUGAAGAUUUACAUGAAAAAUUUAAAUCUGUUAAUGAUAAUGAUGUAUUAACAUUAUUAUCAGCACGUUCACAAAAAUUAUUAGAUCAAAAACAUGCCUUUUUAAGAGCGUGUACAUUAGCACGUCGAGCAUCCGAACAGUUUCAUAAAUGUGCACAUCGAAAUGCAGUUAAUGCUGGUAAAUCGGAAAAUUAUUUGAAACCAAUUGAUACAAAAAUUAAAAAUGUGGUCAGUAUAUUAACAGCAAAAGAAAAUAAUGUUUUGAUUGCUUGGCAUUCUAAAAAAAAAUUACUUGAUGAAUAUAUGCAAUAUAUAUCAUUUAAACGAAAUGCAAAUAAAGUUUUAUCUUGGAUUCAUGAAUGUGGUGAAAGUUAUUUAGAAAAACAUAAAGAACUUAGUGAUGGACGAGAAAAAACAGAAACACAUUCGAAAGAACAUGGUGAUUUUGUUAAAGCUCUAAAAGAAAAGAAAGCAUAUGUUCGAAAGUCAGUUGAUGCUGCUGAUACACUGGUAGAAAAAGGUCAUUCAUAUGCUGGACUUAUCAAAGAUAUGUGUAAUCAACUUGAUUAUGGUUUUAAUGAUUUUUUUCGUAAAAUUGAACAAAUUGGAAAAGAAGAAAUUGAUAAAGAUUCACGAAAAAGUGAUUCAAGUUUAGAAGAAAAAUUAGAAAAUCAAGAAUUAACAGAAGAAAAAAAAAAAUCAGCAAAACAACGAGAAUUAAUAUUCAAUGAACUAUUGACAACAGAACGGGUUUAUGUUGAAAGUUUAAACAAAUGUAUUGAGUAUUAUCUAAAUGAAAUGCGUCAUCAUACAGAUGAUAUUCCAGAAUUUUUACAAAAUAAAGAAUCCGUCUUAUUUUUAAAUAUUGAAGAUAUUUAUAAUUUUCAUAAAAAUUUGUUUCUAAAAGAUCUUGAACGUUAUGAAAAUAGUCCAGAAGAUGUUGGUCAUUGUUUUGUUACAUGGGCUGAACAAUUUCAAAUUUUUUAUGUUGAAUAUUGUAAAAAUAAUGAAUCGUGUAUUAAAUUAUUAAGUCAAUAUCGUGGUCCUUAUUUUGAAAAUAUUCAACAUAAAUAUCAUAUUGAUACAAUUAAUUCAUAUUUAAUUAAACCUGUUCAACGUAUUACAAAAUAUGAAAUGUUAUUACAACGUUUAAUGGCUUGUUGUGAAGAAUCAAAAGGUGAAAUUAAAGAAGGAUUUGAUCUUAUGUGUAGUGUACCAAAAAAAGCCAAUGAUGCUAUGCAUCUGGGAUAUUUAGAAGAAUUAGAGCCUGGUCUUACCAAAGAAGCACUUGGUGAUGUUUUAUUACAAAAUACAUUUCAAAUAUGGGAUUCGAAACAAUUGAUAAAAAAAGGAAAAGAGCGUCAUGUAUUUUUAUUUGAAACAAGUGUUGUUAUUGCUAAAAUACCAAAAUUAUUAGCUCGUGGUGCAAUUCGAUACAUUUAUAAAUAUAAAUUAAUGACGGCUGAAAUAUCUGAUGUCAAAGAACAUCUUGAAGCUGGAGAACCGUGUAAAUUUGCGCUAUUUACUGGACGUACAUCAACCCAUGAUUUACGUGUUACACUUAAAGCAACGGAUAUAAAUACAAAACAACAAUGGAUUAUGCGUAUUCGUGAAUUAAUACAAGAAAAUGCACUUUAUCAUGAUAUAUCUGUUCAUGAAGCAAACAUUAAACAACAAAAAAUAAGUGUAAACACAAAUAUAAACAAUAAUGAUCGUCGUUCACAAGAAUAUGAUAAUAAUGUACUGGAUGAGUGUGAAAAUGUAAGUCGUGGUGGUUCAAUUUCAAGUCUUUUUAAGUGUCAUUCACGUCGUCGGUUAUUAUUGAAAGAAAAUAUUGAAACAAACUCGACAUCGUCAACAAAACAUCAGAAAAAAAUAAGAAAAUGGUAUAUUGAAAAACCGCAAACAACAUGCGAAAGUUUUGUUGAUGAUCAUAAUAGUUCAGAAACAGAGGAAAUUGAUGAUGAUGACGAUGAUGAUGAGGAUGAGGAUGAUGAUGAUAGGCAACAACAACAAAAAGAAAAUGUUUCGAGAAAAAUUGAACGUUUAUUGAAGAAAAUUAAUGAAAAAAGUGCCGAAUUAUGGUCAACUGAUGAAACAAAAAUGAAAAAACGGCCUAGAAUAAAAAGACACGGUUCAUUGAUUUCAUUAAAACCAGUUGAAGAAAAACCAAAACAGCCGUUUCAAAAUGCAUUUUUAAAUAAUUCAAAAAAUUGUGAACCAUCACAAUUAGAUGUUGAAGAAAAAAUAACAUCUAAACCAUUUAUUGAUAGAUAUGAACAAAUAAAAACUCAAUUCAAAAAUUUGCAUACAGCACCAACAAUUUAUUCUACCGUAACACAUCCAUACAAUAUUUCAGGAAUUAAAAAUUACAGUUCAUUAAAUUCAUAUAAUUUUGGUCAAAGACCAAAAUUUUCUACAUCUUCAACGUUUGUUGAAAAUGAAUAUGAACAUAUUAGACGUGAACCGGUUAAUAUUGGUCGUCGACGUUGUUGUUCGAUAACAAACGAUGAUUUUGAAACAGAAUAUUAUAAUUUCCAUAGGCCACAUUCAAUGACACUUGAUAAUGAUAAGGUCAAAUCAAAUGUCUAUCAUCAUAUUAUACCAGUUGUACGACAACAAUCAAUUCAACCGACAAAACCAAGAACAACAUCAUGUAUUGUGACAAAUUUAUUGAACAAUGAUAGUUUAUUUUA